AUCAGUCACCCUAAUGCUUCCAAAGAUAUAAGACCAUUUCAUCAUAAAUCGUAACACUAUGAAAACUCCAUGGCAGUAUACUUCAAUUGAACAUGUAGUAAUCAUCAUGUGCAUGGGCACGUUGGAAGCUUUUAAUCUACCAGAGCCUGCCUGGCUUUCAGAUUUAUUACAUUACAUCAAGCACAAUGGUGGUGAGUAUCACCAAGUCAUAUUCAUAACACCAGAGCACAUCGAAACAUCAAUUGAGAAUUAUUGGAUAGAAAUAAUGCAGCAGACAAUAAUGGCUGCUUAUCCAACUAUUCGAUUAAACGUAGAGCGUCCAUCAAAUGCUACCCAAUGGUCCUAUCAUGGAAUUGAAACUACUGGAACGUUGUUCAUUUCUGUCCAUAAUGCAAAAAUACAUCGAUUAGAUGUGCCAAAGCAUACUUUAUCUAUCAUGAAGAAGUUAUCAUUGAACAAGAAAUAUGCCAAGUACCUGAUGAUCUUUAUUUCAUCAGAAAAGCCCCAGAAUUUCGAGAUCCUAUUGAGAUAUGGUUGGGAAAUCCAAAUGUUGGAUUUACUCAUUCUGGAGAUCAUCUCUUACCGAAGACAAAGGAUAACUAUCGCGGUGAGUUCUCUAGAAGAACAGAGCUCACCCGUAAUUCACUACUUCAAUCCUUUCUUGGAUUUAAUAAUAAGGAAACCAUACGAACCAGGAAUCGAAUGGUUUCCAAAUCUUAUGAACAAUUUGCACGGGUAUCCUUUAAAAAUCGGUAUCCGUCAUCAACCCCCUUUCUCCGAAGUCUCCUGGGAUGAGAAAACGAAGAAUGUGUCAAUGAGCGGAUGGGAUAUUUCCGUCAUACAAGAAGUGGCAACGAAGAUGAAUUUUACAUUAAAAUUUUUACCGGAAUUGACGACCUUUAACGAAAUAAUUGAAGACAAUUCACCCUACGGAUUAUUCAAACUUCUGAACAGUGGAAAUAUGGAUAUACUUGCUUCUGUUAGCCCUCACUACACAGAAGAUACGGAAGAAGAUUUAUACCACACUGAUAUGAUAUUUCGUGACCAGUUGUGUGCUGUCGUACCAAUAAAACGAACUACUCGUCUUCUCUUUCCUAGAGAAAUUAUUGAAGCUUUCAUUUCAACCACUGGGAUUUUAUCAAUAUUUUCAGCAUCAACGUGGCUGUUCAAGUUCCGUAGUUCAUGGAGCAUUUUUCAUAUUUUUUGUAUGUUAUUUGGAAUCCCCGUGCAUAUCAAUCAUCUUAAUCUGAGAACUGCCCAACGACUAAUGAUCCUAAUAAUCCUAAUCGUAUCAUUAUUUUACUGUAUGAGAAUUUAUGCAUCUCUAACAGAAAUCAUUAUCGAUAUUGAGGGUGAGAUUGAAAUUGAAAAUUUUGAUGAUCUUGAUCGUUCUGGCCUCAUACCGGUGAUCUCACCAUAUCUUCUGAACAGAACAUUUGGAAAUCUCCACGCGACUGAUCGAGCGCUGAUUAAUUUGAAAAGAAAAGCUGUUACGAUGUCAGCCAUGUGGAACUGUCCAUCCUACGCAGAUCGUUUCAAAAAUGUUACAUGUUUAAUGACCAAGAAUGAUGUUCAAGUAUUCAUGAAAUCAGCUUAUCGACCUGGUGAAAGAAUUUUAAAGAUGUCCAAGGUCUGUUUCUGGUCAGACAAUUACACAUUUCUUCUUAGAUCUGGUUUACCCAUUCGAAAGAGAAUGGAUUAUAUACUUAAUCUUCUGUCAGAAGUUGGGUUGAAGAUAAUGUGGUUCAGAAAUGAUACGAGAAUCAAACUUUGGCAAAUUGACCGAGAAGAUGAGUUGAUACCAGACGAUGUGAAGUACCAACCCAGCAGUCCAUUGAGAGAACAGCUAUCAAUUGUUUUAUUAUUUGGUUUUACCACAGCAACCGUCACAUUUAUUGGAGAGCUACUGUGCUAUCAUGUGUGUAUUCAUAAGCAGAAGACAAUGACAAAAAAAAAUUAUAUAAAACUGGAUUCGUUGAAACUCGUGUCCAGAAUUGGACUAGACAUCGACCAGGGUAGUUUCCGGAAUGACAAGGUUAGCGUUAUUGUACCACUACGAGUGCAGUUGAAAUUGAAAUUCUUUCAUGGAUACGUCCACGUGACUUACAAAUAUAAAAAAUUGAGCGUCAUCCUAUACUCCUAG
Diachasmimorpha longicaudata is the source of this 2143-nucleotide messenger RNA. RefSeq lists its product as uncharacterized. The coding region runs from base 59 to 2143 and encodes 694 amino acids. The transcript has 2 exons. The record is from RefSeq and is a predicted model, not a curated record. NCBI's taxonomy places the organism in Eukaryota, Metazoa, Arthropoda, Insecta, Hymenoptera, Braconidae.